AUGGGUGCUGCAGAGCCUGUGGUGGAGAGAGAAAGUGAAGAAGUUGAGGUGAGAGGGGAAAAUGGGGAGAAGAAGGAAGAGGGGGAAGAGAGAGAUGUUGAGAAAGGUGAGGAGGUGGGUUUUGAAUAUGAAGAACAGGCGGUGGCUGCAGAGAGCAACACCAAUGAUGACCAUAAUCAGAGAGAUGUUCAUAUGUCAAUGAUGCAUAGGCUAAAUCCUACAAACCCUUUGAGAAUCGUCAUCAAUAGUAACACCAGAGCUGCAACUCCACCUCCUCCUUCUCGGUUCUCUCAUGGAAGUAAUAAUAUCAGAGUUGGUGCUACUCCAUCUCCUCCUCACUUCUCUCAUACUCCCCCGCAUUCUCAGCCUCGUUCUACACCAAACCCACAACCAUCUAUUACAACACUGAAUUCAAGAAAAUACACCAACAAGAUAUCUCUGUUCCUGUUCCUUCUACACAUGGUUGCAGCUAUUGGGCUUGUUGGUUUUCUUAUAUUCAAGGGAGUUCAGGGGCUGAUAGAAGCAUCUGACAACAGAGUUAAGAGAGCAGAGAAAAGAGUUUUAAAGUUUUUUCUACCACAAGUUGAAGCUGCAUCUCUUUUAAGCAUUACCCUUGCAUUUGCAUGGCAAAAGGCAGUGAGGGUGUGGCCUAAAUUUUUUGUUCAUUUCAUAUUAUGGACCACUUUUCUCAUGUCUCUGUCUGCUGGAAUUCUACUAAUUUGCUUCCAAAAGCCUGCUAGUGAUGGCGUUGGGGUCUGUUUUAUUGCUUUUGCAAUAGGCAAUGGCUUAUAUGCAUGUUGGAUAUCGCAGCGGAUUGGAUUUUGUAGCAAGAUAUUGAUCAAAUCACUCGAACCAGUAUCAAAGUUCCCUGAUUUGAAUCAACCCAUUUAUUGGAUGCUUGGGGUUGGAUUUUUGUGGAUGUCCCUAUGGAAUCUAGCAGUAAUUGGAGCUCUGAAUUUCUAUUUUACCCCACUGAUGAUAGUUUUGCUGGGAUUGAGCUUGGCUUGGACAGCCGAAGUAAUGAGGAAUGUGGCAAAUAUAACCGUGAGUAGGGUUAUUUCUCUGUAUUAUCUCAGAGGAAUGCAAUCUAACACUAAAUUUUGCUUUCAAAGAGCCUUGAGUAAAAGUCUUGGAAGUGCAUGCUUUGGAUCUCUCUUUGUGCCUGCAAUUGAAGCCCUGAGAAUUGUUGCUCGAGCCUUAAAUUUACUUGAGGGAGAAGAUGAGUUCAUGUUUUCUUGUGCACAUUGCUGUCUCAGAGUCAUGGAGUCCAUCUUCAGAUAUGGCAAUGGCUGGGCCUUUGUACAGAUAGCAGCAUAUGGGAAGGGUUUUGUGAAGGCGUCACAAGACACUUGGGAGCUCUUUGAAAGACAAGAAAUGGAACAAAUUGUUGAUUCGGAUAUUACCAGCUCAAUCUGCUUCUUAACCGGCGUCUGCAGUGGCUCUAUGUGUGUCAUAGUUGUGGCUGCUUGGACAGCCAGAGUUCACCAAAGUUUCACAGCCACCAUUUCCAUCCUUGCAUUCUUCAUUGGAUACCUUAUGACCAGGAUAGCCAUGACACUACCACAUGCUUGUGUAGGUAGUUACCUUGUUUGCUAUGCAGAGAACCCAGACAACAGAUUAUUUGACAACACAAUUAAGGAUCGUCUGGCUUUGAUGAAAUCUGGUCGAGAUGUAGCCAUCCUCACACCUCGAGUACCCCGCAGGUUUGCAGCAAGGUAA
Molecule: messenger RNA, 1719 nt
Organism: Prunus armeniaca (apricot)
Lineage: Eukaryota; Viridiplantae; Streptophyta; Magnoliopsida; Rosales; Rosaceae
Source: the annotation of a GenBank genome assembly